UUCCAUUGAGGACGCCUGCACUACUGAGACCAUUGCUUGCUUGACGAAGAGGAAACCCUGCUCUCGUGUAUUUAUAAUUUUAUCUCACUCAAACAACUCCAUCUCUCUCCAUCAUCCAUCAGCAAUCGAAGAUUUCUUGACAAAGUCAGGGAAACUGAACGCGUCUUCUUUCAGCACUAACUAGGGGUUUGUUCUUUUCCGCCCACGAUAUGGCACCAGAUUCAGAUAGUACUCUCCCUAGUAGUGGUGGCACCGGAGCUCGAGAGGAGGAAACUGUGAAGGUCCCAUCCAAGGACCUGAAAAAGAAAGAUGACAAGAAGGAUGAGGAUCUGUCUGAGGAAGAUCUGGCUCUCAAGCAGCAGCUUGAGCUGUAUGUGGAACGGGUUCAGGAUCCUAAUCCUGGCCUGCAAAAAGUCGCUCUUGAGAGCAUGAGGCAUGAAAUUCGCACCUCAACCAGCUCAAUGACAUCUGUGCCAAAGCCACUUAAGUUCCUACGACCACACUUUGCAACAUUAAAGGCAUAUUAUGAACAAAUGUCUGAUUCCAGCUUGAAGAUUUUACUGGCAGAUAUUCUCUCGGUAUUAGCCCUGACCAUGUCUGCAGAGGGAGAACGGGAGAGCUUAAAGUACAGGUUGUUGGGUUCAGAAGGUGAUAUUGGGUCAUGGGGCCAUGAGUAUGUCAGGAACUUGGCCGGAGAAAUUGCACAAGAGUAUGCAGACCUGCAGAGUGAAGAUGCCCCAAUUGAUGAUCUGAUGGACCUUGUUCAACAGAUUGUUGCUUUCCAUAUGAAGCACAAUGCUGAACCUGAAGCUGUUGAUCUUUUAAUGGAGGUUGAAGACCUUGACAUGUUAGUUAAGCAUGUGGACAGCACAAACUUUAGAAGAACGUGUCUAUAUCUCACCAGUGCAGCGAAAUACCUUCCCGGGCCAGAUGAUAUGUCAGUUUUGGAUAUUGCACUCACGAUCUACAUGAAAUUUGAAGAAUAUGCAAAUGCACUUCAGAUUGCGCUCUUCCUUGAUAACAUGCAGCAUAUAAAACAGGUUUUUACAUCUUGUAGUGACAUGCUGAAAAAGAAGCAAUUUUGCUACAUCCUUGCUAGACAUGGUAUUACUCUGGAGCUAGAUGAGAAGGUGGCGUCAAGCGAUGAGGAUAGGGAGGCAUUGCAGGAAAUCAUGAACAACACCAAGUUAAGUGAAGGGUAUCUCACCCUUGCUCGUGAUAUUGAGGUCAUGGAGCCCAAAUCUCCUGAAGAUAUAUACAAGGCACAUUUACUUGAUGGUCGGGCUAGUGCUGGUGCAAGUGUUGAUUCAGCGAGACAGAACUUGGCUGCUACAUUUGUCAAUGCAUUUGUAAAUGCUGGCUUUGGUCAAGAUAAGUUAAUGACAGUUGCAUCAGAUUCUUCAAGUGGCAGUUCUUCUGGAAACUGGCUUUUCAAAAAUAAAGAACAUGGGAAGGCCAGUGCUGCAGCGAGUCUGGGUAUGAUUUUGCUGUGGGAUGUUGACUCUGGACUUGCUCAAAUUGAUAAGUAUUUCCAUUUCAAUGAUAACCAUAUUAUUGCUGGAGCACUGUUAGGUGUUGGGAUCGUCAAUUGUGGUAUCAAGAAUGAUUGUGAUCCCGCACUGGCACUACUCGGUGAUUAUAUUAGUAGAGAGGAUCCGACCAUCCGAAUUGGUGCGAUAAUGGGCCUGGGAAUUGCAUAUGCUGGUACUCAGAAUGACCUGAUUCAUGCUAAAUUGUCUCCCAUACUUGGUGAUGCAAAAUCCCCCCUGGAUGUUAUUGCCUUCACUGCAAUCUCGUUGGGCUUGGUAUACGUGGGUUCCUGCAACGAAGAGGUAGCUCAGGCUAUAAUAUUUGCACUAAUGGACCGAAGUGAGUCGGAAUUGGAUGACCCCCUCACUCGAUUUUUGCCUCUUGGCCUUGGCCUUGGCCUUUUAUACCUUGGAAAGCAGGACAGUGUUGAGGCUACAGCAGAAGUCUCGAAGACAUUUAAUGAAAAAAUAAGGAAAUAUUGUGAUAUGACACUACUUUCUUGUGCAUAUGCUGGGACAGGCAAUGUCCUCAAGGUUCAAACUCUUCUUAGUCACUGUGCACAACAUCUUGAGAAGGGUGAAACCCACCAGGGACCAGCAGUGCUUGGAAUUGCUAUGGUCGCAAUGGCUGAAGAGCUGGGCCUUGAUAUGUCAAUUCGUUCAUUAGAACAUCUUUUGCAGUAUGGAGAACAGAAUAUCCGUCAGGCAGUUCCAUUAGCCCUUGGUCUCCUCUGUAUAUCAAACCCAAAGGUCAAUGUUAUGGACACAUUAAGCAGACUUAGCCAUGACACGGAUUCAGAAGUUGCAAUGGCUGCUGUUAUCUCCUUGGGUAUGAUAGGUGCAGGAACAAAUAAUGCUCGAAUAGCUGGCAUGCUUCGCAAUCUUUCAAGCUACUACUACAAGGAUGCCAGCCUUCUGUUCUGUGUUAGAAUUGCUCAAGGUCUUGUUCAUUUGGGGAAGGGCUUAUUAACUCUUAAUCCAUAUCAUUCUGAUCGUUUCUUAUUGUCACCGACUGCGCUUGCUGGCAUAAUAACCAUGCUGCAUGCAUGUCUUGAUAUGAAAGCCAUCAUUUUGGGGAAAUAUCAUUAUGUACUUUAUUUCCUUGUUUUGGCCAUGCAGCCACGGAUGUUAAUGACUGUUGACGAGAAUCUCAAACCUCUAUCUGUUCCUGUUCGCGUGGGCCAAGCUGUCGAUGUUGUUGGCCAGGCAGGUCGACCUAAGACUAUCACCGGUUUCCAGACCCAUUCGACCCCAGUUCUUCUGUCUGCCGGUGAUAGAGCAGAAUUCGCUACGGAGAAGUAUAUCCCUCUUUCGCCCAUUCUUGAAGGUUUUGUUAUCUUGAAGGAGAACCCCGAAUAUGGAGAAGACCACUGAUCAGAAUUCAGAAGAGUGGAUCCCCCAUUGGUUUUAUUGCGACGUAGUCAUUGAGAAAGGAUGCAUGUAAGCGUGCAGUUUAAUUACAAUUGAUUGAGACGAGGGUCGCAUCCGAAAGGCAGCAGAUUAUGAGACCACAUUAAAGCACACUUUUGAAUGUUCAAAGAGGGAAUCUCUACUGAGCCGAAAGGCAGCAGAUUAUGAGACCACAUUGAAGCACACUUUUGAAUGUUCGAAGAGGGAAUCUCUACUGAGCCGGACUCGAGCGUGCCCAGUUAGGAAAAACAUGUUAAUGCUGUUAUGCUACUCUUCUUUGUAGAUGCAUAUUAUGCAUAAACUGAAAGAAGCUCUAGGUUCGAAUCGGUAAUCUUUAAUUUCUCUGUAUGAUUUGUUUUUAUGAGAUUGCUAGCCUAAGACUUUCUUUUUUUUAUACCUCUUGUUGAGGGUCAAUUCCAUUCACUAGCGAGCUUACUAGCCAGCUUAUUCAUGAACGUGCAACUAAUCAAUAAACAUGAUUUUGAAGU
Molecule: messenger RNA, 3427 nt
Organism: Tripterygium wilfordii
Lineage: Eukaryota; Viridiplantae; Streptophyta; Magnoliopsida; Celastrales; Celastraceae
Product: 26S proteasome non-ATPase regulatory subunit 2 homolog A-like
Exons: 24
Coding region: 210-2903 (897 amino acids)
Biological process (GO): proteasome-mediated ubiquitin-dependent protein catabolic process; regulation of protein catabolic process
Cellular component (GO): proteasome regulatory particle, base subcomplex; proteasome storage granule; nucleus
Molecular function (GO): enzyme regulator activity
Source: RefSeq, a predicted model, not a curated record